UCAGGUUCCACAUUGUGCGGGUCCUGUGUGUGUGUGUGUAUGUGUGUGGUUUGUCUGUGUGUGUGAGAGAGCGUGUGUGUGAGAGUUUGGAGUGUGCUUGUAAACGUUCCCCCAGCAAGCUCGGAUACUGUCACCGCUUUGCACCGCAGGCAGGGCUCCGUGCUUCCUACAUAUGCAAGUUACCGUCGCGGCUCCACAAUCGUUGGCCAGCAAUGACCGAGAGCCCCGCGACCAAGCCAGCCAACGGGGAAGCGUGUCAGCGCGUGAAGAACGGACUGAAGCCGGAGAGGAACGGCUGGGCGAAGAGCCUCCACCGCUGCCAUGAGCCGCAGCCCGAGCACCACGGCCAGCCCGAGGAGGAGGAGGUUCUUGCAGCAUCAUACCCUGCCAGCCUGUACAGUCAGCCCUUUCUCGAGUCUUUCGAGGAAACGCCCAUGCUGGUAGCUGUUCUCACCUACAUGGGCUACGGCAUACUCACCAUCUUCGGGUACCUCCGAGACUUUCUCCGCCACUGGAAGAUCGAACGGUGCCACAUAGCCAGGGAAAAGGAGGAACAAAGGGACUUUGUGCCCCUUUACCAAGAUUUUGAGAACUUUUACACCAGAAACCUUUACAUGCGGAUCAGAGACAACUGGAACAGGCCCAUAUGCAGCGUCCCGGGAGCCAAAAUGGACCUGAUGGACCGAGCCUCCCGUGACUACAAUUGGACUUUUGAGUAUACAGGGCGGGUGGUGCAGGAUGUGAUUAACUUGGGCUCAUAUAAUUACCUCGGCUUCGCUGAGAAUACAGGUCCGUGUGCUGACGCUGCAGCCGAGGUCACCAUGAAGUACGGCGUCGGAGUUGCGAGCACCAGGCAGGAGACUGGUAACCUGGACAGGCAUGAGGAAAUGGAGAAACUGGUGGCUAAGUUCCUGGGUGUGGAGUCAGCCAUGGCCUUUGGGAUGGGAUUCGCAACUAACUCCAUGAACAUACCAGCACUGGCCGGCAAGGGCUGUCUGAUUCUGAGUGAUGAACUGAACCAUGCCUCGCUGGUGCUGGGAGCCAGACUCUCCGGUUCCACCAUCAGAGUCUUCAAACACAACAAUAUGCAGAGCCUGGAGAAACUGCUGAGAGAAGCCAUAGUUCACGGGCAGCCCAGAACUCACAGACCAUGGAAGAAGAUCCUCAUAGUGGUUGAAGGCAUUUACAGUAUGGAGGGUAGUGUAGUGCGUUUGCCAGAGGUGAUUGCCCUGAAGAAGCGCUACCGAGCCUACCUUUACCUAGACGAGGCCCACAGCAUAGGGGCCCUGGGGCCGAGGGGAAGAGGCGUGGUUGAUUACUUUGGCCUUGACCCCUGUGAUGUGGAUGUCAUGAUGGGCACCUUUACCAAGAGUUUUGGCGCUGCAGGGGGAUACAUAGCAGGGAAAAAGGACCUCAUAGAGUACCUGCGCUCCCAUUCCCACAGUGCGGUCUAUGCCACCUCCAUGUCUCCUCCUGUGGUGGAGCAAAUCAUCACUUCUAUGAAGUGCAUUAUGGGAGAGGAUGGCACAACGUUAGGCUGUGAACGUGUGAGACAGCUGGCAGAGAACACAGUCUACUUCCGCAAGAGGCUUCGAGAAAUGGGUUUCAUCAUCUACGGCAACAACGACUCUCCUGUAGUUCCCAUGAUGCUCUACAUGCCAGCAAAGAUAGGAGCGUUUGGCAGGGAGAUGCUGAAGAGGAACAUCGGGGUGGUGGUCGUCGGUUUCCCCGCUACGCCCAUCAUCGAGUCCCGGGCACGCUUCUGCAUUUCAGCCGCACACUCAAAAGACAUGCUCGACCGGGCGCUGAGUGUCAUCGGUGAGGUAGGAGACCUUCUUCAGCUCAAGUACUCCCGACACAGAAUACAGCCGUCUUCGGCUCGGCCAUUUGACGAUAAUGUGUAUGAGGACAUUGACGACUGAUGAACCACUCCUCUUCUAAAGUGGUGUGAACCAGAACAACCCCAGAAAAUACAGAACGGGUCAAGAUGGAUCACAAGUCUUCCACAAGGACCGUGAUGUGCACAGGUGCCCCUUGUCACUAGCUUGCCAUAAUGUAAAUCCCCCCUCCCCUCAACAAAAAGGAAAACACUUACAACCAUCAUCUAGUUCUACUUUGCCUUACCUAAACAUGCAGAACAUGUGGUGAACACACUGAAAAACAACACCUCUGCUUUUUCCGUGUGUGUUUUUUGUUUUUUAUUACUUUUUUUUUUAUCAUUAUGUGUCUUAAGAAUGUUAUUGUUUGGUAGUAUGUGUGUAUGUUGUAUGUUCUUAUUGCUUGUAGCGUUGGUCACGUUAUGUGAAGUCGACAACUUUCCAAAUGUUUCUAAAAUUGUGAGCUGCUGGGAUUUUUUUCACCAUAUGGAUAAAGUGAACUUUACUGAGGUAAAAUUAACAUUUAAUCAUCAUCAAAAGAAUAAGACUUGUUCCAUCUUUUAUCCAGAACAGUUCAGAUUAGGUAUUAAUGCCAUAGACCGAAAGCAAAAAGCACUGGAUGUUGUAUUGUUUGCACAGGACCGUUUAAGUCCCCAGAUUUUAAUUAAUUAAUUUAAAAAAAAGUUAUUUAUCCCUGUCAUAGUCAUGUCCAUUAACAAGACAUCAUACAGAGUGACGUUGAUGGCGGCGGUGUGCUCUCUCCUAGGUGCCUUCUGGUUUUCUCAAAGGAGGAUUUAUAUGGUGAAACCAGUAGAAGUUUUCUCCAUCCUGUUUUAAGGGGACAGGACUAGACAAAAAAAGUUCUGAUGACAUAAUUUAGAAAUGAUAGUGCUUGUUUAACAAGGCUUGAUCAGAUGACUUUGAACCAAUCGAUAUUUGGCACAUUACAUUGUUGUCAUUCCAUCCUUGGCUUUCCUUGGCAGGCUGAAAAUGUGGAGCCUUUAGGUUGAUUUGAUGAACAGUGGUGUUUAUAUAAUACUAAAAAAGGUUGCCAAAUAUUAGAAGAUAAUUACUCAGUGACUUGUUUUAAAGUUUGACGUUUUGAGAAACGUGCUUAUAUGCUCACUUGCUGAGAGUUACAUGACAAAAAAAUGAUUAUUUAUGUCCUUAUGCUGAAUAUGAGGCUGUAGCUUCAAAUUUAGCAGCUAAAUAUGAGGUUAUAGCUUCAUAAUUAGCAGGCAAUUAGCUUAGCCUAGCCCAUAGAUAAAAAGUUACAACCUGUAGCUCUAUGUAGCGCAAAAAAAUAUUGUUUUGUAUGGAAUAAACAAACAAGAUUAAACACGUUAAUUAGUGAGCUGUAAAGGUGCUGAUAGGUAAAUGUUUUAAACUUUAACCGAGCUAGGCUAGCUGU
Scomber japonicus (chub mackerel) is the source of this 3288-nucleotide messenger RNA. RefSeq names its product serine palmitoyltransferase 2-like. The record is from RefSeq and is a predicted model, not a curated record. The transcript has 12 exons. Gene Ontology annotation, biological process: ceramide biosynthetic process; sphingosine biosynthetic process. Gene Ontology annotation, molecular function: pyridoxal phosphate binding; serine C-palmitoyltransferase activity. Bases 213 to 1922 code for a protein of 569 amino acids. NCBI's taxonomy places the organism in Eukaryota, Metazoa, Chordata, Actinopteri, Scombriformes, Scombridae. Gene Ontology annotation, cellular component: serine palmitoyltransferase complex.